Lactuca virosa is the source of this 396-nucleotide messenger RNA. NCBI's taxonomy places the organism in Eukaryota, Viridiplantae, Streptophyta, Magnoliopsida, Asterales, Asteraceae. The record is from the annotation of a GenBank genome assembly.
AUGGGUGCUUGUUGCAGCAAGACGAAUCCAAUCUCUUCUACGCCUACCCCACUCGAAGUCAAAAUCAAACCUAACCUUCAACAACAACCGGAGAAGAAAACCCAAGCUUCCGUCGCCAUUGUUGCUACAGCUAAAGAGCAAGAAGUUCCCAAGAAGGAGGCUUUUGUCGUCAAACAUCGGAAGAGUCAUGAAAUUGAUCGACACCCAGAUCAAGAAACUCGCAAAUCGAUGGACAGGAAGAAAACCCCUAUUUCCAGUCCGACCACCGACGUUUCUCAAUCGGCCGCGGUUGUUGUUAAUGGUGAAUCGGGGAAAGCGGUGGGUGCAACUGUGAGAACGUCGAGUUGUACUAAAGAAGAGGUGGAUGCGAUUCUGAUACAGUGUGGGGAGGCUUAG